Messenger RNA from Jatropha curcas, 800 nucleotides. RefSeq lists its product as uncharacterized. NCBI's taxonomy places the organism in Eukaryota, Viridiplantae, Streptophyta, Magnoliopsida, Malpighiales, Euphorbiaceae. The record is from RefSeq and is a predicted model, not a curated record.
GCCUUAACCGCACAAAAGCUCAACAUGGUAUCAUUUGUAAAGCGCACUCUGGACCCACCUACUUUGAUGCUGAAGCAAAAACACACGCACACAAUUUAACGGUUUAACACAGCUCAUGUGAGUGAGUAUGCUAUGGCAGACCCAACCAGUCGAACCAGAGCACAAAUGGCUCCAACCAACGACGACAACCGUCUAAAGUGCGCCUGCGAUGCCGGAAUUUUAUCCGACGCAUGCCCGUAUGACAACGCCAACGACCAUGAUAUCGACAGCGAAGAUUCUAAUCAGCCACAGAGUUCCGACUCCGAAAGCUGCGAGUCGACGCGGCUUGACGAUCUAGCUGCCUCCUGUUUCCGUGUCUUCUCCGAUUCUCUGUCGAGAAUGGAGCUGGCGGAGAUGGAGAUGAUCAGGGCAAGGGAGACUUCGCGGUGGGAGGCGGAGAAGAGGAGGAUGGAAUUGGACGCCGAGUUGACUCGCAUGAUGCUAAGAACUCAGUUGCAGAUCGCAUCAGUUGUCGCCGGGAAGGGGCCGAACAAGAAGAGGAAGCGAGUUGAACAAGAAGAAGAUGAGUCGGCCAUCUCAACAAGGGAAGGAGCAUUGCUGCUAAGUUUGUUGCAGUGCAACUUCAGCUUUUGAAUUGUAUAAUGGCAUGUGAUUUCUCAUCUUCUUUUUCAAUAAACAAAAUAAUUUUGCUCAAAACAAAAAUAUGAGCUUGAUUGUACUGCUACAUGCGCCAAGAUGAUUUUAUUGCUGGCAGUUAUAAGACUCGUCUUCCUGGGAAGAAUAAACUGAUUUCAAAAUCA